GCUCACUAUCUUACCAACACUGGUAGCUUGUUGUAUGUGAUUUUUGCAAGCUACAUAAUUUUUUGAUUAUCCCCACCAUGUGCGACGUUGCAACUGUCCAAAAGAUUGCCCAUUGCUUGGGGGUCAAUCCCGGAAAGGUGCAACUGAACGAGGAACAGGUCGUAACCCGGACCAGUGGCCAAAAAAAAACCGUGGCUGGAUUCGCCACUAUUUUGGAGAGUCUGGCCAAGGAAUCUAAGUCAGAGACGGCCCAAAACAGCAAGGUAUCGCGUGAGGUGGAGGCACAAGUCUAUCAGUGGAUCGAGUUCUCAGUUCUCUACGUGGCGCCCGGAUCCAAGGACAAACACGUGUCAAAACAACUGCUGUCCGACUUUAACAAACUCUUUGCCAGCAAAUCCUACCUGGUAGGGCACUUCAUCACUCUGGCCGACCUAGCAGUGUAUUACGCCAUCUAUGAUCUUGUGAAAUCCCUUUCUCCUGUGGACAAAGAGGCCUAUCUGAACCUGUCCCGCUGGUUUGACCACCUCCAAAACCGUCCAGACAUCCACCAGGGCGAGACCUUGCUCAACUUCACCACAAUCUACCUGCACGGCUGGGCCACGGGCACCCACAUCUAAUUCCAUUUCGUGCGACAUAGCAUUUAUCCACUGUCACAACUGAGAAACUUAAGUUAUUUAUUUCUAUUGCAUUUCACAAUGUAGUUUUUUUUUGUGAUUAUCAUUUAAUGCCAAUGAGAAGUUCAGCGUUGGAAUAUGAAAUAUCGUUGUUGUAGCCCACAAGAAA
Drosophila bipectinata is the source of this 783-nucleotide messenger RNA. RefSeq names its product aaRS-interacting multifunctional protein 3 (gene AIMP3). Lineage: Eukaryota; Metazoa; Arthropoda; Insecta; Diptera; Drosophilidae. The record is from RefSeq and is a predicted model, not a curated record. Gene Ontology annotation, biological process: positive regulation of DNA damage response, signal transduction by p53 class mediator. Gene Ontology annotation, cellular component: nucleus; cytoplasm; aminoacyl-tRNA synthetase multienzyme complex.